Messenger RNA from Penicillium malachiteum, 501 nucleotides. RefSeq lists its product as uncharacterized. The record is from RefSeq and is a predicted model, not a curated record. Gene Ontology annotation, biological process: endosome organization. Gene Ontology annotation, cellular component: BLOC-1 complex. The transcript is spliced from 2 exons. NCBI's taxonomy places the organism in Eukaryota, Fungi, Ascomycota, Eurotiomycetes, Eurotiales, Aspergillaceae. The coding region runs from base 1 to 501 and encodes 166 amino acids.
AUGUCCGCAGCCUCGAUCCCCGACACUUCGCUUGGCCUCACCUCCUCCGAGAUCCAGAUUCUUCGACAGCAGCAGCAGAUUGCCCUUCAGAACAACCAUGCCGGCAAUGGUGCUUCCAGAGGUCGUGGCGCGGGGAGAGUCAGUAAUUCUAGCUCUCGCGCGACCAGUGCCGCCAGCAGUCAGGGCCGCUUACUGCUGGACCCCGAUAGUCUUCAUGCCCUGUCGCAUCAGUUGGGCUCCUUGGAACGUCGUAUCAGCGGUCAGAUCGACUAUCUCUCGCAACAAAUCACAGAUUCCGUUAAACGCAGUCGCAGCGGCGCAUUGCAAACAAUCCACGAGGUCGAGGCGGAGAUGGCCCGGACCCGCUCCAUGAUGGAACAUGCGGACGAGUUGGAGAACGAGUUGGCCAAGAUCGCUCAUAUUCGAGAUAUCGUGAAAUCAUUUCGCGGUCGAAUCGAAGUUCUGGAUCGUCGCAUGGAGCAGUCUCGUCGCCGCCGCUGA